Pyricularia grisea is the source of this 681-nucleotide messenger RNA. RefSeq lists its product as uncharacterized. NCBI's taxonomy places the organism in Eukaryota, Fungi, Ascomycota, Sordariomycetes, Magnaporthales, Pyriculariaceae. The record is from RefSeq and is a predicted model, not a curated record. The transcript has 3 exons. Bases 1 to 681 code for a protein of 226 amino acids. Gene Ontology annotation, cellular component: nucleus.
AUGUUGAACUCAUAUCCGUUGCCUGCCCAUGGCCGGGGACCUGUGGACGUCUGCAGGUACCGUCCUCAACCUGUCUUGAAGCGUCAUAAGCCAGAAACACAACAUAUGGCGAUGAACACAUGGGAGUUGGCCGCAUUACAUGCAGCUGAGGAAGAACACAGGGCUUCACAGCACGGCCCUUCCCACCACCACCAACAACGACAAGACUCGUUGAUUUACCCGGGUCUUUACUCCCACAGUGGUAUCAACAUGCUCGAUAUUCUUUUCCGCGUCGCGGCUAGGCCGAACCCUCAGAUAGACCUUGGUCCCAUCGACUCUUCUUGCGCCAUGAUUCUUUGCGAUCUUGCACUUCCUGACACGCCCAUCGUGUAUGCAACGAAUCCUUUUCUCGAGUUGACAGGCUACUCACAAGAGGAAGUGAUGGGCCGCAACUGUCGCUUUCUCCAGGCGCCUCCUGAGAACGGCACCGUUCGCCAAGGAUCGACACGCCAGCACGUAUCCAAGAACUUGGUUCAAGACAUGCGCAGAUCUGUCGACGGCAACAGCGAGAUUCAACUAGAAGUACCGAACUUCCGCAAGGACGGCACGUGCUUCACUAACAUUCUCACCAUGAUUCCUAUUCAAUGGGAUGGCGCCGAUUAUCGAUACUCUGUCGGCUUCCAAUGCGAAAAGGAGUGCUGA